AUGCUUGAUUUUAUUUGUUCCAAAGAUCAUCCGAUUGGAGAAGUAAUACAUUACUUCUGGCGACGAGAGUAUCAAGGUAGAGGUGUACAACAUCUUCAUCUAUUAGUUUGGAUAAAAGAUGCACCGAUUCUUGGUAAAUCUCCCGCGGAAGAAGUUUCCAAGUUCAUUUUGCAACAUAUAACGUGUGAAUUACCGAAUGAAAAAUCUUCACCGACCUUAUAUAGGCGAGUCAAUACGCAUCAACGACAUACACAUAACGAUUAUUGUCUUCGUUCUAAAAAGAAAGGGCGUAAAGUUUAUCGUGUAUGUCGUUUUGAUUUUCCUCGUCCUUCUACCGGCACGUUGAUUUUGAGAGAUAUUGUAACUUCGAUAGCAGGUAGAAAACAAUUGAAACACAAAAGUAGACUUUAUGAUCUUCCGCGAACAGAUGAUGAACAGAAUAUAAAUGAUUAUAAUCGAAUUAUUCUUACUGUUUGGGAAGGAAAUAUGGAUAUACAAUUUAUUGGUGACAACUCAAGGUUACUUACGUAUUAUAUUACUAAGUAUUUGAAUAAAGCAGCAAAAUGUGAGUUAUCUGAUUCUGUCCUUAAUAGUACAAAUGAUAAGAACAAAUCGAUGGCGAGUUAUCUUUGGAAUAUUGCUUUGCGACUCACUAAUAAUAGAGAAUGUGGAGCUCUUGAAGCAGCUGAUACUUUAUUAGGUAUACCUUUACAUAGAACUGAUAGAAAUACAACUAUUAAAUGGCUAGACGUUAAUCAGAUACGAUACAGAAAAGUCAAAAGCUGUAAGGAAAUUGAAGCUCUUGAUAGAGAUUCUACUGAUAUAUUUUGUCCAUCAGUAAUAGAUAGUCAUUAUCCGAAUAGACCUGAAGAAAUUGAAACGAUGUCUUUGUAUGAAUUUGUACAAUGGCACGACGUAACAAAAGUCAAACCAAAAAAAUCAUUUCACAAUAACAAAUUACACCUUGAAAAAGCAUUGGAGUAUCAUGAAAAAUUAGACGAACUGAAGAAUGCAUUUGAAACUGCAAAGCAAUUACUUCAACAACAUUUAGAGGAUUUAGAAAAACAGAAUACGUCUCAAGAUGAUCCCGAUAAUCCAAUCGGUGUACAAAAUAUUAUUCAAGCUGGUGAUGCGAUGCAAGAUUUUAAAGAUCUUGGUGACAAACAGGAAAUCGAUGUAUCUGAAAUGAUUUCAAAAUUGAAUGCGGAUCAAAGAAGAGUAUUUAAUAGAGUCACUGAUACUAUAUCAUCAGAUAAAGAAAUACUACGGUUAUACGUUAGCGGAGAAGGAGGUACUGGCAAAAGUUUCUUGAUUCAAACAAUUAAAUCUUGGAUAAAACAAAAUCUCAACAAAGAUACUGCUAUAACAGCACCUACUGGUAUGGCAGCAUUUAAUGUAAAUGGUUUGACAGCUCACAGAUUAUUCCAAUUACCCGUUGAACAUGGUCGUACUCCUAAAUAUAAACCAUUAGCUGAUCAUGUUUUAAAAAUUUUACGAACAGAUCUUAAAGAUGUUAGUCUCAUUGUAAUUGAUGAAGUGUCAAUGAUAUCUAAUAUAUUUUUUAUGUAUAUAAACUUACGACUAUGUGAAAUAUACAAUACUACUGAUUGUGAUGAUGGUUGGUUUGGUCGAAAGCACGUUCUUUUAUUUGGAGAUCUGCUUCAGUUACCUCCUGUACUUGAAGAUCCUGCUUUUAUACACUUGACAGAAGAAAAAGUUCGUAAAUAUCUUGGUUCUUUAAGUGCUACUAAUCUAUGGACUAAUUUAUUUGAUUAUGAUGAAUUGACGAUUAAUAUGCGUCAGCAAGGAGACGGAUCUUAUCGUGAGUUACUUUCGAGAAUUCGCGUUGGUUUGUUAAUACCAUCUGACUGCGAUAUUCUUGAAAAAAGAAAAAUAUCUUUCAAAGGUGAGUUUUUUGAGACAAGAUUGAACGAAUUAUGUGAUUUCAUUAAUAAUUUCACAUCUAUCGUUUGUUUAUUACCUAACAAUCACAUGUGUGAUCAAUUAAAUGCUGCAAUGUUAAAUCGUAUUACUUCGAAAGAAAUAUUUUUAAUUGCUGAAGACACGAUUGAUUGUAUUUCAUAUAUGAAAAAAAAAGUAGAAAAGGUAUUGUCAAAUAAUGAUGACGAUGAUACUAAAACAGCUGGACUAUCAAGACGAAUUACAAUUAAAAUUGGAGCGAAAAUUAUGAUAAGACGUAAUAUUGAUGCUAGUUUGGGACUUGUAAAUGGUACAAUUGCUAUAGUUGUAUCAGUUUCACAGGAUAAAACUACUGAUUACAUAGAAAAGAUAAAAGUUCGUUUACCGUCUGAUUUAGAGUAUUUCAUUGAAAGAGUGAGUGUCAAGUUUCCAGUGAUGGAUAGAGUAUAUGUUACUAGAAAACAAUUUCCAUUAUCUUUGAGUUAUGGUAUUACCAUUCAUAAAAGUCAAGGAUUGAGUUUGCAAAAUGCUGUUAUGGAUCUAGGUAACAAUGUAUUUAGUUGUGGUCAGGUUUAUGUUGCAUUAUCUCGAGUAACAUCUCUUGAUGGACUACAUUUAAUUAAUUUUGAUCAUUCGUCCGUGUUUGCUAGUGAAAUGGCAAUUAUAGAAUAUAAUCGAUUGAAAAAAAUAAGUAAACCAGAAACAGAAAUAAUCACUAUUUCGAAACAACGUUAUCGUAAAGUUAGAGAUGUUCCGUGGACAUUGUCAAAAAUAAUUACUUCCGUUCAAGAAUCAGGUCAAAAAGAAGCUCCAUUAAAAAGAACUGCUUGGAUUAUACGCGGUUUUCAAAAUAUAGACAAAAAAGGAAUUAUUAAAUUACGAUAA
Messenger RNA from Cyphomyrmex costatus, 2805 nucleotides. Its product is annotated as ATP-dependent DNA helicase PIF1-like. Gene Ontology annotation, molecular function: DNA helicase activity. The transcript has 3 exons. NCBI's taxonomy places the organism in Eukaryota, Metazoa, Arthropoda, Insecta, Hymenoptera, Formicidae. The record is from RefSeq and is a predicted model, not a curated record. Gene Ontology annotation, biological process: DNA repair; telomere maintenance. The coding region runs from base 1 to 2805 and encodes 934 amino acids.